Molecule: messenger RNA, 4620 nt
Organism: Fusarium oxysporum Fo47
Lineage: Eukaryota; Fungi; Ascomycota; Sordariomycetes; Hypocreales; Nectriaceae
Exons: 10
Coding region: 79-4620 (1513 amino acids)
Biological process (GO): lipid metabolic process
Molecular function (GO): methyltransferase activity
Source: RefSeq, a predicted model, not a curated record
GCCAUUAUAGUCCUUCAAAACUGUGUAUCAAACGCCUAGAACAUUGAAUUUGGACUCCAUAAUCAUUGCGUUGCCAAAAUGAUACGAACAGAGACUCUUCUCGGCGAGUACAUCAAUUUCAGCGAUCAGAAUGCUGGCUUGAGCGACGCAGAACUCACCAACAAAGAGCUCAUGUUCUACGGCGCCGCGGCAGUCAGCCAUCUCUGCAAUGAACAAGAGCAAGGAAUCAACAUCGAUGAGAAUCUUCGUCAAAGUGAGCGAUUCCGAUUCAUCCGAGAACUAGAUAUAAUCUCGUCGAUCUACUCAAUUGCCCCGAUAAGCAAGAAAGCGGGGAUCAAGUCAACGCCGCCCGUCAUCGCCUGGUCUAAUCGUCUUCAGGCAGUUUUUCUUGGCUUCUGUUGCACCCGUGACAUGAACGAUGUCCGGUCUGAUUUGGACGUGCGCUUGGCAACGUCUGAUGAUAUCGGAUCGCGCUUCCAUAAGGGCUUCUGGAACAGAAGUGAGGAGUUUGUGCCGCUUGUUGAAUGGCUGAUGAGAAGGCACAAGCUGGUUGUUUGCGGCCAUAGCUUUGGAGGCGCUUUGGCGACUAUCUCGUCUUACCUAGCCAUGGUCAACCAUGAGCCGGUUCCCAAUGCCUGGGAAGAGAGACUAGGCGGCAUAUCCAUCAUCACAUUUGGAGCACCUUCGUGUAUGGUCGCUGAACCUCGAGGAACAACAGUUUCCCUUCAAAUGAACCUGAGCGGCAAUUUUCACCAUGUUAUCAAUCCUCACGACUACGUUCCCUUUGCACUUAACGAUAGCUCGAGGAAGUUCAAGCAGACCUUUGAUGCUCUGAGAACACCGCUGGGAAACCUAUCACCCACUAUCCAAAUGCUAUGGCCUAUUCUUGAGUACUUCUUAGACCUUUUGUUGCAGAAUACGGGCAAGUUCUGCCACUUUGGGUGUAUGUACUCCAUCGCGGCUGAAGUGCCAGGGAUCCAAAACUGUGUCCAGACUUUGCGGGUUAACGACAUACCUCAGAUACCCAGCGCAGGCCAAGUUGACCAAUACCACAAGAUGUCACACUAUUUUCAUUGUGUUAAGAACUUUGUCGGCGCCAGACUUACACAUCAAGCCUCAUCAGAACUGCAUUAUGCGGUUUCCGAUGCCUCAUCGAUGAUACUUCCGAUGCCUGGAACGGUGCUCAACUGCUCCUGUGUGGUUCAAAGCGACUACUUGACCGUAUCACUCGACGUCGAUACACCUGUGAUGCAAUAUCUCUUGAAAGGAGCAACCUUCAAGAAGGAUAGCCGGGAAAUCCCUCUUACCAUUCUUGGGUUUCCUACCAAGUCUGAUCACUAUCAGACUUCCGUCAAGUUGGAGUAUCGAAUCAAAGCCAAUGACCCCUUUGAAGACAUUGGAAAAGCUUCAAUCGCCAUUCAGAAAGGCAUCACCCUUCAUGAUAUCUUUGGGCGAUCUACAGACAUCGAUGUUGACACGGUACGAUCGAUGAGCCUGGACAGAGCUAGUCUGCCAGCUACAUUCGAGAGUAUCAGGUUGGCAAUGAUACGUGCGCUCGUUGCUCAGAUGUCAAAGGUCCAGGCCCUCAGAACUGAUAAUACCUCUCGCGAUGCUCAUCCCCCAGAAGAAGUCAUGGCGAUUGUCGACAACAUCAAAGCUGUUGUGGGAUGCAUAGACGGUCUGGUCAGCGAUGCUAGUCCCCAUCUUGUCUUCAGUCGCCUUGGGCAUGCAUUUACCAUCCUGAAGGUGCUUUGGCCGAAGGACUUUGAGAUUGGAUCCGAUUUCCAUGCUUCUAUGCCUGGAGCGUAUGGAGACGAAGAAUUUGACACUGGCCUUCUUCAUGACAUCCCUGCCGCCUGCCCUAAAGCUCUUAGAAGGCUUAUUACAGAUAUGGUCAUCAGCCAGAACGCCCCAAGCAUUACCCGAGCUCAGCUUCUUGUCCAAAGUUGGGAAGCCGCCAAGAGACCAACAUUAACGAAGCAAUUCAAGAAGGUACCGACAUUUGCUGGAGCGCUUGAGACAUUCAGUCAUGAUCUAUAUCAUCGUUCAACAGACCCCGCAAGGCGCACAGAGCAAGCAGUCUCCCAGUUCCAAGACGUCAUGGGUGUCAUUCAAUUCUGUCAUCUUGUUAUCAUCACUCAACUUGACGCGCCCUAUGAAUGGUACUGCAAGUCCACCGAGGGCCAUCGGAUCACCUCAGCUGCUUUGGGUGCCUUGCCGUCUUAUUUCUCUGGAGCCUCGUUAUUUUCCAGAGUCCUAGCUCUGGGGGUGGGAGCGACUUCCGCCGCUGGAAUGGGCGUCACUGGUGGUAUAGCCGUGUUGUUUGCAAGCACCAAGGUCAUCAGUCAUCUUCUCAACAAGCACAGAGAAUAUCUCGAUCUGUCAUUUCCUGGUGCUCUGGCCGUUACUUUACAGGCACUUGGCCUACCCGUCGCCGAGUCCGAUGACAUAGUGGAGAAGACCCUACUCGAUCGUGUGAAGCAGGAUAUCGCAAGCUCACAUACGCUGGAAACGAUAGAGAAAUGGAGAGUUAAACUCGAAGAGGGCUUGAAAGACUAUCCUGGGGUAAAGGCUAACCAAUGGUGCAUCACACCUACCUUCUUCUGGCCUAAGUGGCUUUUCAGUGUUGCUCAAGUCGCCCAGCUCCGAAUUCAGCUUUCCGGCAAGAUCUGCAUCGGAGUACAGGGCUCCACAGAAGCUGGUAAGAGUCAAAUGCUUACUGUUCUGACUGGUGCAUCUGAGGACUACUUCAAACCUGGCUCCAGUAGUCUUUGCAGAACUUUGGGCAUUCAAUCCUACGACUCCAGUAACCUUGGAGCCAUUUUCCUCGAUAGUCCCGGUUUUGACGACCAAAAGCCAGAGAUCAAGUAUAUGGCGGAUGUAUUCCAAGAGCUGUUCGCCAUUGUAAUCAUUGUGAUCCCAAUGGAACGAACACGAUCUGAGGCCACCGAAAGCGCCUUACGCAUAGCUAUCAAGCUGCUUUGCGACCAAGAAGAUAAGCGCCCACUGCGGAUUCUGCUAAGCCAGGCUGAUGGUCUGGAUCAUCAUCGCAACAACAAGCAGAAGUUUAGGGACACCCUACGUGAUGUCAAGGAGCAGUUCAUGUCCAGAUUCAGACAAGAGCUAGGCGAGAACUUCACUACUUUCAGACAGCAGCCGUUCCACGAUGGAAUCGUCUGCAAAUCGGAGAAGCUGGAGGAUAUCGUCAAGCCGUUUUCGACACAUGCCCAGAUGACUUUAGAUGGCAUUGGUGCGUUAGCAGAUUGUCCUCCCAAAACACCGUGUAAGAUUGAAAGAGAGAGCCACUUCGAGAAUUUGUGCGAGUUGGCUGAUGCGGGAGAGAUAUGGGACAUUGAGUCGCUGCGCUCCUGGCUUCGGGAUCUUUCACCCAGCAGCGUGCCGAUGUCGAGUGGUCGUGUGCGGACGGUUGAUCAGCCUGCGCCGACAACAGGCGUCGCAUCCCAUGAAGAAGCUCCUACGGGGCUUCUUCCCGGUCAGCAUUGGACGGAUACAGAGCCAGACCGCGACGACGACGAUGACAAUGACUCUACACUGUCGGACAAUGCUAGCUCAACGGCUUCGCUCUCAUCCGAUAUCUUGCGUUACCGAGAGAUCAAUGGACGGAGAUACCAUAGUGAACAAGGCGAUGCUCAGUACUGGUCAGUCGUCAUCUCAGCGGUCGCGGGGCACUGCCAUUCAGUCCGGCGCAUCGCAGCUAACCCGUUGUCCAGGAUUUCGAAUGACAAUCAAGCCAAUGAAGCGCUGGACAUCAAUCACCAUGUUCUGAUUCUCAUGUACAACGACAAGCUCUACAAAGCGCCGUUGAAAGACAACAUACAGGCCGUUGUAGAUAUUGGCACAGGCACAGGAAUUUGGGCGAUGUAUGACCCUCACUUACAGUCCUUAGAGCCACUAGCUUACAUUAACAGGGACUUUGCCGACGAGUUUCCCAACGCAAAAGUGGUAGGAACCGACAUUUCCCCAAUCCAGCCAGGUUGGCUACCACCAAACCUUGAAUUUCAAAUCGAUGAUUGUACCCAGGAAUGGACUUUCAAGGAGAAUUCACUUGACUAUGUACACAUGAGAUUCCUGGUCGGCAGCAUUGUCGACUGGCCCGGACUGUUCAAGCAAGCAUAUAAAUGCCUGAAGCCAGGGGGUUAUAUCGAAAGCCAUGAGGCCUCGCCUUGCAUUGGCAGUGACGAUAACUCGGUGUCUGAAGAUAGCGCUAUGGGCCAGUGGGGUAAGAUCUUUAUGGAAGGGGGCCGGAAACUGCAGCGACCAUUCUCUAUUCUCGAAGAUAAUGUCCAAGUUAAAAGCAUGAAGGAAGCAGGAUUCGUAACCAUUGAGGAAGAAGAAAUCAAGGCAUAUUCUAACCGAAGCCAGGUGCCCAUCGGCGGAUGGCCUGAAGAUCCCAAGCUCAAAGAGGCUGGUCAAUAUUUCCAGGCUGCAAUCCUACAGGACGUCGAAGGCACUCUAAUGUUCAUCGCAAACCUACUGGGGUGGAGUAAAGAGGAGAUCCACGUCUUUGCCGCCAGGUACCGUCGUGAGAUUCGGUCAAAGAAGGUCCACGGGUACUUUCGCGGAAAGGUGGUUUGGGCGCAGAAGCCACUUGACAACUAA